ACCGACAGUCGACACCCUGGUAGUCAGGCAGACCUCGCAUUUGGUCUGUAUGUGAAGAUGGGGAAGGAGCUGCUACUGAGCCUGAGCUUCUUCGUGCUCUGUGUGGUCUUUUAUGGAAACACUCAAGUUUCCAAGCCGACUGUGAUCCUACAACCCAGUGGACCUUUUGUAUAUAGUGGAGAGAAAGUCACUCUGAGAUGUGAGAUCUGGAGAGCAGGAGGAAGAACUCAGUGGACGUAUGAAUGGAAAAGAAACAAUGGAAACACUGAAAAAAGAUCCAAGGAAUACAGAAUCAACAGAGUCUCUGACACCAACAGUGGACAGUACAGCUGUAUAGCUAGAGGAGGUCAUCAGCUAACAGAAUGGAGCGAUGCCGUCACACUGACAGUGAGACCAGAUAAACCCAGAGCCAAACUGACAGCAGUCAGAGCAAUCAUACCAGCAGGGGGCAGAAUAACACUGAGCUGCUCUGUGGACGAAUCUGAUAACUGGAAGUUUGACUGGUUCAGAAAUUAUCAACAAUAUUCUGCAGAUCAGUUCAGAGGAACCAGUGAUCCAAACAGAGUCAUCAGUGUCUCAGAUGAAGGUGUUUACAGCUGCAGAGGAGGAAGAGGAGAUCCAGUUUUUCAAACAGAAAAAAGCGAAGACGUCUUAGUUCUGAAAACCAUUUCCAAGCCGACUGUGAUCCUACAACCCAAUCGGACUGUUGUAUAUAGUGGAGAGAAAGUCACUCUGAGAUGUGAGAUCCAUGAAGGAGGAACUGAGUGGACGUAUGAAUGGAAAAGAAACAAUGGAAACGUUCACAGAAGAUCUGGUGAAUACAGGACCAUUACAGUUGAUGAAUUUCACAGUGGACAGUACAGCUGUAUGGCUAGAGGAGAUCAUCAGCUAACAGAAUGGAGCGAUGCCGUCACACUGACAGUGAGACCAGAUGAACCCAGAGCCAAACUGACAGCAGACAGAACAAUCAUACCAGCAGGGGGCAGAAUAACACUGAGCUGCUCUGUGGACGAAUCUGAUGACUGGAAGUUUGACUGGUUCAGAAAUUAUCAACAAUAUUCUGCAGAUCAGUUCAGAGGAAGCAGUGAACCAUACAGUGUCAUCAGUGUCUCAGAGGGAGGUGUGUACAGCUGCAGAGGAGGAAGAGGAGAUCCAGUUUUUCAAACAGAAAAAAGCGAAGACGUCUUAGUUCUGAAAACCAUUUCCAAGCCGACUGUGAUCCUACAACCCAAUCGGACUGUUGUAUAUAGUGGAGAGAAAGUCACUCUGAGAUGUGAGAUCCAUGAAGGAGGAACUGAGUGGACGUAUGAAUGGAAAAGAAACAAUGGAAACGUUCACAGAAGAUCUGGUGAAUACAGGACCAUUACAGUUGAUGAAUUUCACAGUGGACAGUACAGCUGUAUGGCUAGAGGAGAUCAUCAGCUAACAGAAUGGAGCGAUGCCGUCACACUGACAAUGAGACCAGAUGAACCCAGAGCCAAACUGACAGCAGACAGAACAAUCAUACCACCAGGGGGCAGCAUAACACUGAGCUGCUCUGUGGACGAAUCUGAUGACUGGAAGUUUGACUGGUUCAGAAAUGAUCAACAAUAUUCUGUAGAUCAGUUCAGAGGAAGCAGUCAUAAAAACAGCGUCAUCAGUGUCUCAAAGGGAGGAGAGUACAGCUGCAGAGGAGGAAGAGGAGAUCCAGUUUUUCAUACUGAAAAAAUGUCUGGGCCGACUGUGAACCAGCAUCCCAGCUGGCCUGUCGUAUUCAGAGGAGAGACGGUCACUCUGAGAUGUGAGAUGCAGGAUGAUGAAGGAACUCAGUGGACGUAUGAAUGGAGUCCAAGCAACAGAAAAUCUCCAACAUCCAAUGAAUACAGGAUCAGCAGCGUCUCUGAGUCUGACAGUGGGAGCUACAGGUGUUUGGCUAGGAAAGGCUAUCAGAGAUCAGGCUGGAGCUUUCCCUUUAAACUGACAGUGAACUCAAAUCGACCCAAAGCCUCAAUAAAAGCAAGUGCUAACAUCAUACCAGCAGGGGGCAGUGUAAGACUGACCUGCUUUAUGGACAUCGGUGUUGGCUGGAAGGUUGACUGGUUCAGACUGGAGUCCAAGUCUUCUACAGCUCAGCCCAUCAGAACCAAUGAAUCGGAUGGAGUCCUCUCCAUCUCAGAGGGAGGAGAGUACAGCUGCAGAGGAGGAAGAGGAGAUCCAGUUUUCUAUACUGAAAAAAGUAACGUUCAGAAAAUUGUGUCUGGGCCGACUGUGAACCGGCAUCCCAGCUGGCCUGUCGUAUUCAGAGGAGAGACGGUCACUCUGAGAUGUGAGAUGCAGGAUGAUGAAGGAACUCAGUGGACGUAUGAAUGGAGUCCAAGCAACAGAAAAUCUCCAACAUCCAAUGAAUACAAGAUCAGCAGCGUCUCUGAGUCUGACAGUGGGAGCUACUGGUGUAAGGCUAGUAAAGGCAAUCAGAGAUCAGACUGGAGCUCUGAAUUUAAACUGACAGUGAACUCAAAUCGACCCAAAGCCUCACUAACUGCAAGUGCUAACAUCAUACCAGCAGGGGGCAGUGUAACACUGACCUGCUUUAUAAACAUCGGUGUUGGCUGGAAGUUUGACUGGUUCAGACUGGAGUCCAAAUCUUCUACAGCUCAGCCCAUCAGAACCAAUGAAUCGGAUGGAGUCCUCUCCAUCUCAGAGGGAGGAGAGUACAGCUGCAGAGGAGGAAGAGGAGAUCCAGUUUUCUAUACUGAAACCAGCAGAGAGGUCACUAUUCAGAAAACAGUUCCCAUUACACCAACUGUGAUCCAACAUCCCAAUUGGGCAAAGAUCUACAGAGGAGAGAGAGUCACUCUGAGAUGUGAGAUCCAGGAUGAUGGAGGAACUCAGUGGACGUAUGAAUGGAGACCAACCAAUAUAAACUCUCCAACAUCCAGUGAAUUCAUGAUCACUGCUGAUGGCAGAGGAUAUUAUAGCUGCAGAGGAAGAAGAGACAGUUUCACCUUCACAGAGUGGGGAGUCAUCACAUUAACAGUGUUAUCAUCCAAACCUCAGCCUGUCCUCUCUGUGUCUCCAUCAUGGCCGAAUCCUGGAGCCUCAGUGACUCUGAGCUGUGAGGGUUUGAAGCAUCAAUCAGCAGGAUGGAGGUUCUUCUGGUUUAAAACUGUUCCUGAUAUAUCCCAGCAAAACUAUCGACCAUUCUACAGCUAUGAGCUGCUGCCUGGCAGCACCAAUGGGACUGAGCAGAACUCCUUCAUCAUUAAUGGACCGACUCACACAGCAGGAUUUGUGUGCAGAGCAGGAAGAGGAGAACCAAAGUUUUACACUGAUUACAGUGAACUAAAGUUUGUCUGGUCUGCAGGUUCAGCAGCAGCUUCUCUCACUGUGAGUCCUGACAGAGUUCAACACUUUAUGUCUGAAUCUGUCACACUGACCUGUAAAGGAAACUCUACUGACUGGAGAGUGAAGAUGUUUACAGAAACAGACGGACUGUCAGACGUUACCUGCUCAAACUGGGGGAGAAUGACUGGAUCUACAUGUACCAUCGACAUGUACUGGUCUGAUAGUAGAGUGUACUGGUGUGAGUCUGGAUCAGGAGAGUUCAGCAAUGCAGUGAACAUCACUGUACAGGAUGAUUAUCGUUAUGGUGUUAUCCUGGUGAGCCCUGUUCAUCCUGUGACUGAAGGAGAUCCUGUUACUCUGAUCUGCAGAGAUAAAAAACAAAAACUUCUCUCCAAUGUAUUUUUCUAUCACAAUAAUAAACUCAUCAAUAAUGACAGCAGAGAGGAGCUGAAUAUCUCUGCAGUGUCAAAGUCAGAUGAAGGUUUCUACAAAUGUCAACAUUCAGGAAAAGAGUCACCAAGGAGCUGGAUGUCUGUUAGAGUAACUGUAUCCAGUCCUGUCAGUUCUUCAUUUCCUGUCAUGUUGGUCGUUGGAUCAGUUGUUGGAAUCGUUCUCAUUAUUCUCCUGCUCUUGUUGUGGCGCUGCAGACGGUCCAAAGAUUCACGGUGUAUCAGUUUUCUCUGUUUCAGCUCCAAUCAGUCAGAGAGCAGCAAUCAGAGCUCCAACAGAAACGACAUCGUCAACCAGACUGGAAGCCAUGAUUACAACGCUCUUGUUCACGAUAAUGUUGGUCUCUAUGAGUCGGUCAAAACCCCUGAAGCUGCAGGAGACGGUGAUGCUCAUUUCUAUGAGUCGGUUAAAUACCCUGAAACUGCAGGAGAAGAAGAAUCGGAAGGUGCUGCAUAUUGUCUCGUUGAAGUGGUGAACGUAGGACACAAGAGGAAGCCUCAUGAGCGCACUUCUUACUCUGUACUGAGAACAGGAGAUUCAGGAACAUGGAGUCCUGCAGCAACAGAUGAGGCCGUUUAUUCAGAAAUCGCCAUGGAUACCGCAAGCGAAGCUGGUUCAAGCUGCUAAAUACGAGACAAACUUUGCUAUAAGGAUGUAAAGAAAGCUGCGUUUAUAAACACAAAGCAUUUCAACAAUAAAAUGAAAUAUAGCCAGAUGUUUGUAGUUUUGAUAUACAUGCUUAUGAAGGAUCAAUAUUGUUUUUGAGCAUAAUCUAUCAGCUUUUUAUUUAAUUCAUGUUUGAGAAUUUGCAACAUUGCAUUUAGGCUUUUUGAGAAAGUAGCGAGAGGGAAAAGUGAGAUAUAUGAACUUCUGUAACUUAGGAGCUUUUUUGCCUGACUAAAUUUUAAACGAUGUUAAUUUCGCACAUAGCAUAGAUAAACUUUUAUUUGUCAUUAAAUUUGAGCCACAAUCCCCAGAAUUACAAGCAAUAAAAUCUUGUAAUAUCUCA
Messenger RNA from Xiphophorus hellerii (green swordtail), 4783 nucleotides. Its product is annotated as basement membrane-specific heparan sulfate proteoglycan core protein-like. Gene Ontology annotation, cellular component: external side of plasma membrane. Gene Ontology annotation, biological process: immune response; cell surface receptor signaling pathway. Gene Ontology annotation, molecular function: transmembrane signaling receptor activity. The coding region runs from base 58 to 4401 and encodes 1447 amino acids. The record is from RefSeq and is a predicted model, not a curated record. Lineage: Eukaryota; Metazoa; Chordata; Actinopteri; Cyprinodontiformes; Poeciliidae. The transcript has 24 exons.